CUGCCCAUCACCCAACACAUCCAUGGCCAUAUCCUAAUAGCCACCAAUUAAGCAGCUCGUUAUGGAGACCCAGCUGCGAUUCAUUUCACCUGGAAUGAGGCCAAUGCAAUAAAGUAGGAAGCAUUGUUUGAAAAUUAUAUGGAGUGUCACAAUAAUAGCAUCGCAGUAACAAAUGCAUCGAGAGGUCGAAACAAAACCACCAAACCUAGGGAAGAACGGAGAUCCUUGCAAUAAAACUCAAAUUAUAAAUAAUAAUUAUUAUUCAAUAUUAAUAAAUGCUAAUCGGUAAUUUAUAAAGAAAAUCAGUGCUACCAAUUCCACGAGAAGUUCUGUUAGCCAAUCCAUAGUAAAACCUUGGCUGUGUCGUCCUCGAAGAAAAUCGAUGGUGUUCAAAUCUCUCCAGCGCUUAAUGACAGAGUCAUCAGUGAUAAUAGAAUUUAGCUAGAUUCACUACUUAGAAAUUGACCUUCUUUCCUAGUUUCGUGAAAUUCUAGAACAAUAUAUUAACUAAUUUUAGAAACAAGACCCGUAUGUGGUAAAGCAAUACUAGUGCGUAAUUAAAGUUGUCGUGUCGCCGUACAGUGAAAAGAUUUAAAAAGUUAUCGUUUGUUAUUGUUGUCAUUGUUAUUGUUAAUCCGGAAGUGUUACGGACUUGAUAUCAAGAUGGCUUUUGCUGCUGCUCGGAUGAUCCUCAAGGAUAAAAGGAGGAAGGCGAGUAAAGAGGAAUUUACCCCGAGAAACAGAAGCAAGGCUCGCAACAAAUCGGCUGAUGGCGUAGGUCACGUGAAUCAAAAGGGCUCUGCGGGACAGAAAGCACCAUUAGCUGGAGGCCAAAAGGUAGCACCGGGUGCUAAAGGAGCUGCGAAACCAGCUCAAAAACCUUCUGCUCAAAAAGGUCAAGUCAAGGUCACACCAAAAGCAGCUUCAGUUAAAACUGGGAAGAAUAAGAAAAAGGGACACAAGCAACAAUAUGACCUUCUCGUCACGAUCAAUCUGUCGGAGUACGGUCUCACAGAGGAUCAAGUUGCGGAAUUCAAAGAGGCAUUUAUGCUCUUCGAUAAGGAUGAAGAUGGCACAAUCACGAUGGCAGAGUUGGGUGUUGUCAUGCGAUCCCUAGGACAAAGACCAUCGGAGACAGAAUUACGAGACAUGGUGAAUGAAGUCGAUCAGGAUGGAAAUGGAACCAUUGAAUUUAAUGAAUUUCUUCAAAUGAUGUCGAAAAAAAUGAAAGGUGCUGAUGGUGAAGAUGAACUGCGUGAGGCCUUUAGAGUAUUUGACAAAAACAAUGAUGGGUUAAUUUCAUCGAUGGAACUUCGUCAUGUAAUGACGAAUUUGGGAGAAAAACUAUCGGAGGAAGAGGUCGACGACAUGAUCAAGGAAGCGGAUCUUGAUGGAGAUGGCAUGGUUAAUUACGAAGAGUUUGUGACUAUCCUGACAUCGAAGAAUUAGCUCUCGGGGCGUAUAAAGGCUGCCAAAAAAGAUGGACGAGAAGUCGGCAAGGCAGCAAAGAAAAUGGAUGGCAAUCAAGUUUCUUUCUCUAAGAUUGUAACGAAGCAUUUUCCUCGUUCUUCUUCCCAGAGUAAGAGCAAAAAAGAAGAGGAAAAGAAAAAAGAAGAGAAAAAAAAAUAAGAAGAAAGUUAAAUAACAGAAAGAAAACAACCAGAAGAAGAAAGAAGAAAGAGAAAGCAGCUCUCAGAGAGAAGCGUACUCUUUGAUUUCCUGCUACACCAUACUUCAUAAGGAAGAGUUAUUUUUGCCGUAAGCUUUCUCCAUUUUGCCAAAAAAUUUGAGUCGCGCUAAAAUCUCUGCUGACUCUCAUUCUUCGAUCAUAAGAGAAAGAGUAUAUGUAAAUUAAAAAGGCAAAAAGUGUUAAAAAUUCUUUCGUAAGUGCAGGAUUAAUAUUUUGAAAAAGAACAUUUCAAUUGAGAUUUUCACGAAAUAUUUCGUUCACCAUUAAUGAGACGUGAGUUAGCAUAAUUUUUGCCAAUUUAAUUAAAGUAAUUUACUCAAAAAUUAAAAAAAUAUUAAGACAAGUGAAUAAAAAAUAACAAGCUUUCUCCUGAAAGAAUCAACAGAGCUUCAAUUAGCCUAUCUAUUAUCUAAAUAUAUAAAUUUAUGCUAUUUCCGUCAUUUUCAUUUUACAUACACAUGCGGACUCGCUUCGAUCCGUGUAAGUAAGCGCGUAAAUUAUUCUAUAUAUAAUUCAAUAUUAAUUCUUAACUUAUUUCAUUAUUCAAUUCCUAGAUUUAUUAUUAGAUAUAUAUUUUUUUAUUACACGUCUCGUGGUUUGUAGCACAAAUAUCUAAAUAAUUAUUUAUUAUUUUAUUAUUUUUAGUAUACAAAUAAUCAUAAAUGCGCUCGUUAAAGCAGAUAAAUGAUAUUUUUUUACUUUUCUUGACUGUUCGUCAGUUUCCGUCUUCUUCGGACAUUCUGCUCUGCAUUGUCAACUCAAAAAAGUCUUCUCAAUGUUAAUAUAGGAAUAAUACAAACUUACUUCCUCUAG
Molecule: messenger RNA, 2503 nt
Organism: Belonocnema kinseyi
Lineage: Eukaryota; Metazoa; Arthropoda; Insecta; Hymenoptera; Cynipidae
Product: neo-calmodulin-like
Exons: 8
Coding region: 664-1449 (261 amino acids)
Cellular component (GO): myosin II complex
Molecular function (GO): calcium ion binding; enzyme regulator activity
Source: RefSeq, a predicted model, not a curated record